AUGAAAUACGUGGAAUACGGCUUCAGCCGCCUAUUUGCAAACGCUAAAGGCCGCGACGCCAAACUCUUCAGCAAGGGCCCCGCCUUCUCCCAAUUCUCCAACCCCACCAUCGACAUCGAGUGCCCCGAGGUAGGCGCGUCCGGAUCGCAACUGCACGAGGACCACUCGGCAGACGGCGCCGGACAUUUCCCGACCCUGCGCUGGCCAGCAGUAGUAGCAUCAUCUGCAGAGAUCAAGCAGUACCUACUCAUCAGCGAAGACCCCGACGCGCCACUGCCCAACCCGAUCAUCCAUGGUAUCUACUACGGGAUCGCGCCGACUGUGACCGAGGUGACCGCCGAGGAUUUCGUCGAGGUCGAGUCUGGUGGCCCGCAUGCGCUUCAUGGCGGGUGGAAGUACGGGCAGAACCGGAAAGGGACUGUCUAUAUUCCGCCGCGGCCGCUGCUGGGCCAUGGGCCGCAUCGCUACUUUUUUACACUUGUUGCUCUUACUCAGCCUUUGGAUGUUAGUAAGAUGAGCCCGCUGCCGACGGCUGAGGAGGUGCUGCAGGGGAUCGAGGGGAAUGUUGCGGGUUGGGGCCAGUGGAUUGGUGUGUAUGAGAGGGUAUGGAAAUGA
This is a messenger RNA of Penicillium alfredii, 615 nucleotides long. RefSeq names its product YbhB/YbcL family Raf kinase inhibitor-like protein. The record is from RefSeq and is a predicted model, not a curated record. Bases 1 to 615 code for a protein of 204 amino acids. Lineage: Eukaryota; Fungi; Ascomycota; Eurotiomycetes; Eurotiales; Aspergillaceae. The transcript has a single exon.